Malassezia restricta is the source of this 2922-nucleotide messenger RNA. RefSeq names its product RhoGAP and Fes CIP4 domain protein. The transcript has a single exon. The coding region runs from base 1 to 2922 and encodes 973 amino acids. Gene Ontology annotation, molecular function: GTPase activator activity. The record is from RefSeq and is a predicted model, not a curated record. Gene Ontology annotation, cellular component: division septum; cell division site; cytoplasm. NCBI's taxonomy places the organism in Eukaryota, Fungi, Basidiomycota, Malasseziomycetes, Malasseziales, Malasseziaceae. Gene Ontology annotation, biological process: small GTPase-mediated signal transduction; cytoskeleton organization.
AUGACAAACGAGGCAGCGACCACAAUGCCACGCCUGGGUAUAUCGUACCCACCUUCGUUUUCUUCCUCAUUUUGGACAUACCCUGAUUACCGCAAAGGAGCGGUAGUAUUGUACUCACGACUACAAGAAGGACUGGAUGAAAAUGAAACUGUUUUAAUGCACAUGCAGCAUCGUGUUAAUGCAGAAUACGCAUAUGCACGAUCACUAGCUCAAGGUCAAAAUGUUAUUUGCUCCUCUGAUCUGCUUUUUCCUGGCGCAGCAGAUCGUUCACGCUCGAGAUAUGACAAUUACUCGUCUUUGACUGCACAAGCCAUGCGUGAGACAUCAAACUUGGUAUCGAGCCAUGUGGCUGCGCAGCAUUUUCAAGUCGCCAAGGAACUUGAUGAAAUUGCUCUCGAAUCUUUUAGUGCAUGGGUUGUGGCACAUACAGAACGGGUUCAUGGUAGCUGGCGAGCUGUGGACGACGCACUCGCGGCUCUAGAAGCUCAGUCACUGGAUGCAACGAAAAAGCAGUCUGCCUAUGAAACUCGCUGUCAGUAUGCCGACGAAGCCGAAGAUGAUGUGCGAUUUGCACCUAAACCACAUGUAUUUGGUGCGCAAAAAGAGUCUGAUUCUGCGCAGGAAGACGAAUGUAAUAAAAAGUCUGACGAUCCCCAAUCGCAGGCUGCUCGUACCCCUAGCGCAACGUCAAAUUCCGAAAGCAAAAAGGUAUCUCAGGAAGUACUUUUGACGGUGGAAGAUGGGCUUGAAAAAGACGCUGAAAAGUCAAAAGCAUCAAACCAGGUUCCUCUAGAGCAGAAGGAAGCGGAUGCACAAAAACUGAAGCGACGUGAAACAAUCCGUCAGCAGUUCGGAUUUAAGGAGCGAAAACGCCCAAAUACGCAUGAACAACAUGAUCUUGUACAUCCUUCAUCGGAACGUCCGCCGCAGGAGCAGCAGCAACAGCAUCAUUCUCGAUUGUCUUCUUAUUGGAACUUGACUAAAGAACGUGUCCAAGAAUCACCUGCAUUAGCCCAAGUUCGAGCUGCUAUGACAGGACUCUCUGAGCCACGGCAUAUCCGUUUGCGACGUGAGGCUGAUCUGGCCGAAAAGGCUUAUCGUGAAUCAGUCAUGCUACACGACAAGCUGCGAUGUGAGGCAGAAGAAGUGCUGUUCCGUGAGUAUAAAAGGGUGCAAAAAUGGGAAUAUGACCGCGCUAUCGCGUUGCAACGGGUAUUGGCUCUUUGGCAAAAAAUUGUGGGCCGUAUUACUAGUAAAUCAGACGCAUCGAUGAUAAUGAGUAUUAAUCCGGCAAGCCACAUCCAGCAGCUUGUAUUUGAUUUCCGCACAGGACCGUUUCGGCCUGCUGCCAUGGUGUUUAAACCAUACUACCAUGAUGACAUGCGUUUUCAGGCAGGAACAAUCAAUGGAGGGUUUGGCAUGGACUUGAUAACAGCUGCGAAGAGUGUGGCGCUGCAAUCACAUAAAUCGGCUCUUUCUGGUCAAGGCAUAUCUCUAGCGAUGCCGAAUAUACCACCUGUGCUCCAUGUCCUUCUCUCGGCAUUGCAAAGAUCCUAUGCUGAAUCGUCACGCUGGGUUCCCCCCAACAGCGCAUUGUCGGAUGCAAAAGUCAAUGCAGAAAAACGACGAAUUUGGUUGUACGAUGUCCCAUUGACGAAAAUGCACGAACUUCGACGCGAACUGUCGCAGUUUUAUAACUCCAAUCAAAGUGAGAAUGCAAACGAGUCGAGUGCUCUCGAUCAAAUGCUUGACGCCGUCGAUGCCCCUGUCCUUGCUGCUACGGUGAAACUUUGGCUGCUCGAACUUCAUUCACCUUUACUUACGUUUUCUUUGUGGGAUAAGAUUGUCGCCCUGUAUGAGGCGAAUCAUGUACGAAUUUCUUCGCUAUCGGAAGAGUCAAACAAUGAUGCCCUAAAUGCAAUAGACGAGACCCAUUUGCGAGGCUUGUCUGAGAUACUAGGCCAUCUUCCAAAAUUACAUCUGACGUGCCUCGAUUCUCUUGUGUCGCACCUAUACAAACUUUUGAAACUGACUUCAACAGAAGAUGAUGAUGAUAUGUAUCUCGCCAAGUUGGGCUUGUCAAUGGGUCGCUGCGUUCUACGCCCUGACAGUACUCUUUCUUCUCUUGUGUUUUCUGAUGUUCCAGCUUUAUUGUUUAGGGAUUUAGUCAAGAACUAUGAGACACUAUUGCCGCCCAUUAUGCAGCACAAGGUGAAGGAGUCGGAUUCAAAAGGCCUGAGCCCAUACAAGGUAUUGACACUUCAAAGGCAUCGGCCUGCACUGGUGGAUGAAAGGAUCAAGCGUAGUUCACUUCCUGGGCUGGGUUUGCCUAAAGAAGCACUGCAGCGUCGCGCAACGCAGCUCGAGUCUCGUCACAUGUCCACCCCAUAUGUGCGGACACUGGUGGACACUACUACUGCGAAUGAAAAGGCGACUGUUUCGCGCUCAGCCACACUGUCACACAUGCAGCUUAUCUCCGGGCCCCUUCAUGAUACUGCAUACAUUUCAUCAAAGCAGGAAAUCAAAGGGAAUGUCGUGCCGGCAAUAAGCAAUCGGUCUCCUGAAGAAGCACCCAAGACGGAUGUUCUCUCAAGCGCGUCUGUUCAUGCCAAUCGCUCUAAGGAAACUGAUAACAUCGAUACAAUACAAAGAAAAGAUGAAUAUAACCAAAAUGCUACUGAUGUAUCAUCGGCGGUCCCAGAAUUACACUUGCAAAGCAUGCCGGACGCAAAAGAGGUCGAUAUUCCCAGGUCCCCGAUGGAUCUUGAACAAGAACGCAAAUCCCCAUCCGGAUCACCGUCCCAUGGACGUUUUUCCAGUGAUGCCUCGCCAAAUGCUACUCCGACUACUUCCCAAACACCCCUUCGAGCUCGACCAGGUGGGGUUCGUGGACCCAGAGGCCCGCGAAAAGCAUCUAAGUAA